AUUGUGGAAUAGUGCUUGAUGUGUUGUUUUUUUUUGCUUUUUUAUACCUAAGUUUUCAGUCCUGUUUUUAAACUGUUGAAGUUAUCGAAAGGGGAAAAACCGUUGGUUUAAUGUUAAAAACGUUUGGAUACGUAUUUUUAUACCAUCGCCAGACGCCAAUACGUGGUUUUUAAUUGGAUGUGGCAACAUGACAGACAUUCUUAAGUCAUUGGGAAAUAAUGAACAAUUGGAAAAGGUGUUAUAUGAACUUCUUGGUCAACUAGCAUCCCCCACAGAUACAAAUACUGAUAGAAAAGAAAAAAAAUGUGCACACUCUAAUGAGGAUGAAACUUCACCAGUUUGUAAAUCUGUACCUAUAUGGCAAAGUGAUGAUGUUGGAUUUGUUAAGAAUUCAGUUUUUGCUGAUGAAAAGAAAGGAUCCCAAACAACAAAUCAAGACAAUGUGAUUGACUCAACUCUUGGCAGACCUCGUUAUCAAUGGCGCGAUUCCGAACCUGGUCCACGACGUUCUAGUCUCGAUACGACGAAACUUUACUCGGUUUAUGUUGGUCAUCUUCCCAAGGAUAUCACGAAGGGUGAAUUAGAAGAUUUGUUCAGUGACAUUGGCGAUGUUGCUGAUUCGUUUGUCUUCCCACCAUCGAAUGGACACUCUUACACCUAUGGUUUUGUGCGUUUUCAAACUUUGGAGGAAGCCGAGGACGCUGUGAAACAAAAAAACAUGAAAGUCAUUGGAAACAGACAAAUCAAUGUAGAGUUCUCCGCGUCCACUAGGCGUGAUUUACAGAAUAACUCUGCGAGUGAAGACAACAGGCCGUUGCUGCAAAGAGAAUAUCCAAAAGUUCAUCGACAAUCGCCUUCGGAAAAAGACGAAAAACAAGUGGUAGAGAAACUCAAAGCGAAUUUUCGUCGGUUAAACAGUAAUUUGUCCACAGUUGGUCAUCAAAAUCCGGAGGAAGUUUUCGAGAACUUUAAGGCUAUUUUGAAGAUAUUGAUUAACUAUCCAAUGACACUCGCAGCACCGGUGGCUGAGAUGGGCAAAGUGGAGUCGAAUGACGUUUCCUUGGAAAGUGGCCUUAAAAUCGAUGAGGUAAAACAGCCUGGAAUUCCGUUUGGUAAGGUAGCAAAGCAACAGCAAACCUUGCAAAACAACCAUCCAGCCAGCUCUCAAACAACUAGCUAUCUACCAUCUUUUGCAUCAUCUGCAAAAGAUACAGCCGCUGUUGGCAAGGACUAUCUUCCAAAUGCUCGUACUAAGUUACUACUAACAGAUGAAUUCGGGGAACAAAACACAACUAUGCCACUCCGUCAAACAGCCAGCCAAUUCCGUCAAACAGCUAGUCAACUACCAUCACCUCCACUCGACACUGCAAAAAAUACAACUUGCAUGAACUCUUCCCUUGGUGGAAACAUGCCUCCUGAAUCUGGUGGUCCCCCAUCAAUCACAAAUCAGGUCAGGGAAAAGCAAGAAACCAUCACACAUGAACCUACAAAAUCUACAAGAACUUGCAGUACGAAACCUCUUCUUACUUUGCCUAACCUAGCUACGCCAUUAUUGAUGAAGAGUGGCCUUUUAGAUUGUGAAAGCGAGAAAGAAAGUUCAGGAGAAGAUAAUCUAUUGACGGGGUCGGGUUUUAGAGAAUACAACGCACUGUCUGCUUCAAAUUCUGGCGAAGAAAAUGUGUUAGCUAGAUCAAGCUUAAGAGAAAAUAAUGCAUUGCAGGAUAAUAUCUUGGUUGCUUUGAGUUCAAGGGAAGACAGUGUAUUGCCUCGUAGAUCUAAAAUUUUGGACUCAAAUUAUACCCUAAGUGCGAGUUCCAGCGAUGUCGAGCAACACAUAAACACCUCGUCCAAGUUGAAACCAUCGCUCGGAGAAAUGCGUGGCAAUUCCUACCUAAUUCCUUUGAGUAACAUUACUUCGACGUUUUCUGAAGAAAAGUGUUUGUCGGAAAAUACCAAUCUCCAGGAAAUGACAGAUAUUCCUGAAAACAACUCGACUCCUCCACGUGGUACGACUUUCGACAUGUUGAAUCAGCCGAGCUCCAUCGCAGGUUGUUCUUACUACCCGUCACCCUUGAGUAAUCUGAGCAGCGCAUCACCGAAACAAGAAAUGGCUACAAAAAUUGAUAAACCACCUUCGAUAGCGAAGAAUUUGUCAUACAACAAAGACGCUCCGCUUCGUUUCGUGAGUGAUAUUCCACCCCUGUCGAAUAGGGGGGAUUUCCCUCUGAAUCAAUGUUCAUCCCAGGGAAUAGAAGCUGUGGAGGACCUUUCGAUUUCGCGAAAUCAAGCGUUACCUCCCCCAGAUUUCCCAAACCCUACCGGCAAGAAUUCGAUGCGCUGUAAAAAUGUUGUUGACGAGGCGGGAAAAAAUGAGAAGUCUCCCUCUUUAACAAGCAGUAAUGUUGAAAUGAUUGAUUCACACAGACAGUGUUUUUUCCCUCUGCAAAAUACUGAGGAGAUGAAAGAACUAACUUCGACCAACAGGACAUUUCUUGAACAACCACAACCGUUCAAUUCACAGAAUUGUACGAAAUUUGAAGGUAAGAGCGAAAAGGAAUCCAUUUCUUUGGCGGCUAAUGCUGAAUCGAUGUUGGAACGGCAGCAGAAGUCCCCAAGCGAAUUAUGUAGCACAAUGCUGUCCCAUAGGGCUCAACCCAAAUUCUUACAAGUCUCAACAGGAUUGUACGAAACAGGAAAAUCUUCAAGCUUUGUAAACGUAGACACGCGAGAAAAUUUCAAGACCCCUGAAAAUAUUACUACUACGAAGAGUUUGCUACCACCAAACGAUCGGUUAUCUUCGAUACAAUUAAACCUACUUACAUCUGGUGAGUCGGUGAACAAUACUAAAGUUUCAGCGUCGAGUAAUGGAUGCCAUACUGAGAAAUCAGAUCUAACUCCCUCGGUGCAAAAACUUUUUGAUAAGUUUUGCUCUAGCAACAACGAGAAAGGGACUGAAAUCGAACGUCUUUCCGGCAACGAUCACAAUUUUGGAAAUGCAAACGGAGUCAGGUCCUCUCGUGGACGGCGUCUUGCACCUUCAUUUUCGUUCUUGUCGCAAAGAAAAUGUCUGAAAGUGAAGGGCAACGACAACAGUGAAACAGCUUGUACCCAAGAUGGAAUUAAACAUACUGAGCAAUCUUCGGUUCGUGAUUCUUCUGCUGCAGAUGGAACAGAGAAACCCUGGAGCGAGGAGACAGCUAACGUUAUGGUAGAAGACAAUGCCAUUGUUCACAUCUCUGAAAACGAGAAAUGGAAUCCAUCGUUUUGCUCGUCAGAAUUCGAUUUUGGAUUUAACAGUGAAGCUGGUUCGACAUCUCCAGUGGAGAAACCGGCAUCUGAAUCAAGAAGCUUGUUGGAUUCCAGGUGCCCUAGUGACGAUAUUGAAACCAUAAAAUUGAAGGACCAACUAAAUGAACACGUCUUAAAGCUUGAAAAUUUACAACGAACGUUGGAUAAGUACCCACAACGCAGACCCAAAAGAUCACUUUGUUUGUUUGAUCAUCAUCCACGAGGCUUGGAAUUGGAACGAAAAAUUCAUGAUGCCGAGAUAUUAUUGGAGAAGAGAAAGGAAAUGCAGGCAGCCAGAUCAAGCGAACGAGAACUUGCCUACGAGAAAGAGGUGUUUCAUUCCGUGGAUGAUAACCCACUCAUGAAUCAGAUCGCUCGAGAGUUGAAGAAGGAUUCUAUUAGAAGCGAGAUCUUUGUGACGGACCAUAAAUGUAAGAUAUUGGAAAUGAAGAUUGAGCUAUUUCAAUGCGAAGACCCUGCACAGGUAUAGCAAUCAACAACACUGAUAUAGAAUAAUGAAAUCAGACCAUGUUGUUACUUUUAAGACGAGUUAAGGCGAAGAUGCAUUUAACAAAGACAAAAAAGGGCGAUUUCUUUUAAGUUUCUUUUUGUAUUUCGUCGUUGCAUGAGACUUUUCAUUCUAUGUGAUGCGAUUUUUACCCUUUGUGUGGAUUUUUACUGGAAUUUUACCAGCGAACUUGAAAUAGUUUUUAGUAUAUUUAUGCAUAUGUAAUAUAUGUGAUAUUCCACUUAGCUAAGUUUUACUCUGCUAAGUUUUAACGUUAUAGUUCUUUAUUUUUUAAAUAAUCGUUUAGUAUUUUACCACGCAUGUUAUAGAUUUGAAAUAAAAUUUGU
Molecule: messenger RNA, 4143 nt
Organism: Dendronephthya gigantea
Lineage: Eukaryota; Metazoa; Cnidaria; Anthozoa; Malacalcyonacea; Nephtheidae
Exons: 11
Coding region: 188-3778 (1196 amino acids)
Cellular component (GO): cytosol
Molecular function (GO): mRNA binding
Source: RefSeq, a predicted model, not a curated record